Molecule: messenger RNA, 787 nt
Organism: Carica papaya (papaya)
Lineage: Eukaryota; Viridiplantae; Streptophyta; Magnoliopsida; Brassicales; Caricaceae
Source: RefSeq, a predicted model, not a curated record
GGUGCUGUGGCAGAACGUUUAGGAGGUGUGGGAUGCGUGUGCAGCACAUUUGUUGGAAGCACCCCAUCUCCUAUGGAUAUAGUGAGGAUAUUCAACUUUAGCAAUGAGAUUUCCAAGAGGAUUGUGCGGACUUCUGUACGUGACCUCUCUUUAGCAGAGGACAUUACCAUUGUGAAAACUAACGAGCAUGAAGGUGUCCCUAAUGCAGAAAAUCAGUUGAAGGAUAUGUCUUCAGCUGUUGGCGGAGAAGACAUUUCUGUAUCAUCUGAGGAGGCAAUAUUGGAUUCUACUCCUAGUGACACUUUUCCUGGAAGUAAGCUUUGUAAGGCACCAAAACCAGGAGGCAAUGCAUCAAGUGAAGCAAUUAAAUUGUGGAGAGAAAAUGGUUUCUCUAGCUUAAUAAUUGCUGCCCCAGAGCAAGAUGCCUGGACUAUAGUUAAAGAUCUUCUGCCGCUUCUAUCAUAUUCUGCACCUUUUGCAAUCUAUCAUCAAUAUCUGCAGCCUCUUGCUACAUGCAUGCACAACCUGCAGAUUGAGAAAAUGGCAAUUGGUUUGCAAAUUUCAGAACCUUGGUUACGUGAAUAUCAGGUUCUUCCUUCAAGGACCCAUCCACACAUGCAGAUGAGUUCUUUUGGUGGGUAUGUCUUAAGUGGUACCAGGAUAUGCAGCAGCAGCAGUUAAUCCUACUUCAACUAGCACGAAAACAGGAGAGUAGUUGUUAGUUGUGUGCUUGAAUUGAAUGUAUCAUUUCAUUGUUUAUUGGAUCAAAAAUUUCUUCGCUCUCCCA